Solea solea (common sole) is the source of this 4632-nucleotide messenger RNA. RefSeq names its product cadherin 8 (gene cdh8). The transcript is spliced from 12 exons. The record is from RefSeq and is a predicted model, not a curated record. Gene Ontology annotation, molecular function: calcium ion binding; cadherin binding. Gene Ontology annotation, cellular component: synaptic cleft; catenin complex; adherens junction. NCBI's taxonomy places the organism in Eukaryota, Metazoa, Chordata, Actinopteri, Pleuronectiformes, Soleidae. Bases 569 to 2965 code for a protein of 798 amino acids. Gene Ontology annotation, biological process: multicellular organism development; cell morphogenesis; calcium-dependent cell-cell adhesion.
UGAGCCGCGCACAUCAAACCAUGUGAGCGCAGUGGAGGGGAGGCUCUUUUCGCCACCGCGCAUCUCUCCUCCAUCUCCUCCUCACUUUUCCAGUCAGCCAGCAAGCCUGUCGGAGCUCCCACCUGAAACCUCACACACUGUCACUCCGUCUUGACAUAUUGCAGGAAGGAUUUCUAGCCUCUCGCCUUUGGCACAUUUUUCUGUCGCCUCGAAUGAAAUCCGGUGGACUUUUUCUUUUUUUUUUGCGUAUUUUGAAGGAGGGAAAAAUGGUGAAAUGAUGCAGCAGAGGAGAAGGAUGCAAGUCUCACGAGUCUCCCUCUCGGAAUAACACCAAAUGGAUGCUGCGCUGAGCGCCUCAGCCCCCUAACCAAACGCUAUGGAGGCAUACCAUGCAAGUGACCUUUAUCACACCAUGAAUGCAAGCUCUGCCAUUCAAAGAGGACACAAGUAACCUUUUCUUGUUAUCUGAGGAGCUGUUGAUCUUAAUUCAGGAGGGGGUGAGACAGCGAGUGAGAGAGAAGAGUCUCAUAAAACAAAUAAACAAACAAACAAAACAUACAACGGCAGCAUGCCAAAGUGGUCCGAGGAGAUGCUCAUGGAUCUGUGGAUGUCCUUGCUGCUGCUGUGGAUUACGUGUGUUCCCUGUGUGUCUACGACUCUUAUCAUUGGCCAGUCCAAAAGUAUACAAGCUGGUGGGUCCGCAGCAGUGGCGAGCCGUCUUGGCGAAGGACAAAGAUUACUGAGCCGUGCCAAGAGAGGAUGGGUUUGGAAUCAAAUGUUUGUGUUGGAGGAAUUCUCUGGACCCGAUCCAAUUCUGGUUGGCAGGCUACACACAGACUUGGAUGUAGGCGGCCGGAACAUCAAAUACGUCCUGGCAGGUGAAGGGGCUGGCACCAUCUUCGCCAUCAAUGAGUUAACGGGUGACAUCCACGCCAUGAAGAGGCUGGACCGCGAAGAAAAGGCAGAGUACACGCUGACUGCCCAGGUCGUCAACGCCGAUACCGAUGAGCCCUUGGAGCCGCCGUCCGAGUUCAUCAUAAAAGUCCAGGACAUAAAUGACAAUCCACCGCAGUUCAUCGAAGGCCCGUACCGAGCCUCUGUUCCAGAGAUGUCUGCUGUCGGUACCCCAGUUACCCGGGUAACAGCUACAGACGCCGACGAUCCAGUGUACGGGAACAGUGCUAAACUGGUCUACAGUAUAUUGGAGGGGCAACCAUAUUUUUCCAUAGACCCUAAUUCUGCGACCAUAAAAAUUGCUCUCCAUGGGAUGGAUCGGGAGAUGAGAGAGGAAUACCUGGUGGUCAUUCAGGCCAAGGAUAUGGGAGGUCACAUGGGGGGCUUGUCUGGCACCACAACAGUGACCGUCACGCUCACGGACAUCAACGACAACCCACCAAAGUUCUCUAAAAGUUUGUAUGACUUUGUAAUCCCCGAAGACCUGCCGCUGGGGACAAUGGGAGGCAAGGUGAAGGCAAACGAUAGAGACAUCGGUGAGAACGCCAAGUCGUCAUAUGGCAUCAUCGAAGGGGACGAACAAGGCACGUUUGAGAUUGCCACGGAUGCGCAGACGCAAGAGGGGAUUCUCCGACUGAGAAGGCCGCUGGACUACGAAAGCAAGAGAGCCUACACGCUGAAAGUGGAGGCCACCAACCUCCGCCUGGAGCCGAGCAGCGGGCCCUUCAAAGACACAGCCACGGUGAAGAUCGUGGUUGAAGACGCCGACGAGCCCCCUGUUUUCUCCAGACCUAUGUACUUACUGGAAGUGAACGAGAACGCCCCCAUCAACACGGUCAUAGGGACGGUCACCGCGAGGGAUCCAGAUUACACAGGAAGUCCUGUCAGAUACUUCAUCGAUCGGCACACGGACCUGGAGAGGCAGUUUAACAUCAACGUAGACGACGGGAAGAUCACACUUGCCAAGCCGCUGGACCGGGAGACGGACAUGUGGCACAACAUCACAGUAACUGCCACAGAAGUCAGAAAUCACAGUCAGAUAUCAAGAGCAAUUGUGGCCAUAAGAGUAAUGGACAUAAAUGACAAUGCCCCCGAGUUUGCCACUGAAUACGAGGCCUUUCUGUGUGAGAACGGAAAUCCUGGACAGGUGAUCCAGACUGUCAGCGCCGUAGACAAAGACGACCCAAUCCAGGGCCACUACUUUGACUAUCGUUUAGUGCCGGAGAUGCUCAACAACCCCAAUUUUACCAUCAAAAACAACCCAGACAAUUCAAUCAGCGUUCUCGCCAAACAUGAUACCUUCCGACGACAGAAACAGGAGAUGUACUUCCUGCCAAUCAUUGUGACGGACAAUGGGAAUCCACCGAUGAGCAGCACCAACACUCUGACCAUCCGAGUCUGUGGAUGCAGCAAGGACGGCAUAGUGCAGUCCUGUAAUGUGGAGGCCUAUGUCUUACCUAUUGGCCUUAGUAUGGGAGCCCUCAUUGCCAUCCUGGCCUGCAUUAUACUGCUGUUAGUAAUAGUAGUACUAUUUGUGACCCUGAGAAGACACAAGAAUGAGCCUCUGAUUAUCAAGGAUGAUGAGGACGUGAGAGAGAAUAUUAUCCGCUACGAUGACGAAGGAGGCGGCGAGGAGGACACGGAGGCAUUCGACAUAGCCACGCUGCAGAACCCAGACGGCAUCAGUGGUUACUUACCUCGCAAGGACAUCAAGCCCGACCUGCAGUUUAUGCCCCGAGCAGGCCAGCAGUCGGGCCCCAAUGGCGUGGAUGUGGAUGAGUUCAUCAACGUACGGCUUCACGAGGCGGAUAAUGACCCCACAGCGCCACCUUAUGACUCCAUACAGAUCUAUGGAUACGAGGGUCGUGGAUCCAUUGCUGGCUCACUCAGCUCACUAGAAACUGCAUCGUCAGACUCGGACCAGAACUAUGACUAUCUCAGAGAGUGGGGUCCACGCUUCAGAAGACUGGGGGAGCUCUACUCUGUGGGCGAGAGUGACCGCGAGACCUGACCUUUGGUUUGUUAGGGGAAAAAAAAGACCUUUGCGAUUUGUUUUCUGUCCGCAUACUUGUGUAUUAAAUGCUAGGGGGUUUGCUGGCUUUUAGGAACAGGUGUUUAAAAACAAACAAACAAACAAAAAAAAAAACAGUUAAAAAGGGGAGGCCAACUUUUUGUAUUCUUAUUAGAGUGAUAGCAGUUGUCAUCCACUACGUCAAGCGCAUUGUAACUGUUGAGCCAAACAAUGUCUUUUUAUUAGGAGAUCUAUGAUUCUUGUGGAGUGUAACUUAGAUUCCUUUGUGGAGUGUCUAGCAGUAUUUUGGGUGUUAGUCAUUUGCCGUGACUGCCAGUAGCAGAAGAAUCCUGGGUUUGCUGAAAGUUGCCCAAUGAAGUGAAAUGAUGGAUAUUUUUGGGUUCUCUCAAGCUUGAGUGGACAUCAUACUCCAUUGCGACAAGGGCAGCGAGCUGGACUACAAAAGCUGCAGAAGGACUCUUGUUUCAUAUCUGGCUGCCGAAGCCACACUGCUGAUUGGUGAGCUGAAACAAAACGAUGAUAAAAGCAAUAUAUGGUCUACAUUACAAUGAUGAAUGUAUGGAUGAUUGAAAAAAGCAAAAAGACAAAAACCAGUAUUGGCUUUAAAUGGCUUUGAAUUUGUUAUCAUUUGAUACAGUAAGUUCUCUGGUGGCAACAUUUAUAAACUAUCUAAAGCCCAGAAAGGCUUGCUUUAUACAACUCUUUGUAUUUACAUGCUACAGGUGUGGGUCGCAAGUGUUACUAGCCUAUAAAAGACUGAGAUGAAGACAAAAAAGAGAAAUGUAGAAACUCUGAGGCCUUCUUUUUACAGAAGCAACAUUAAAUACAAUUGUAAUCUACUGUUUUUUGACAAGAGAUGUGUUGAUUCUUCAUUAUUGUUCUAUGAGUUUUUGUAUAUUUGUUCUAAAAAUCAUUUUUUGUGCUGACAGUUUGUGGUGUAUUUAGAUUAUUUCACAUUAAGCUGUUUUUCAACCACUUGAACACGAUUUCAUAAUAGCCAAACCUUCUCAUGAAUUUACUGCAGUUGAUGAAAUAGACUAGACGUAAGCAGGCAUCAAGAGCUCACUUGCAAGUUACUGUAACAAUGCAGAUGAUCUAAUCAUUCGGGACUGUAAGGAGUGUCUCAUACUAUAUUUUGGGGUACAGCCAGUGGCCGGUUGAGCACAAAAGUCAAAAUUGAUACCUACCCAUAGUAUGUGACUCUCUCCAGACAUCAAAUCUCAUUUAGGAAAGAUUGCAUUAGCCCAAGAAAAAAAAUGGAGACUCAAAUCCAGACCAUGUGCAUAUUGUGCUUACACUGUAUGAUAUCAAGAAAAAGACUUGUACUGUACAUAGCGUUACUGCUAAUGUCAUUAGCUUUUAAUGAGGUGGUAGGUUUCGUCUCUGCACGUUAGCUCUUGCACAUAACGAGAAUCUCAAUGGCACUACAGCUGCGUGCAUACUCAGUUUGUACUGAUACAGUAUUAUGGCAGUUCUCGGUAGACUAAACAAUAUAUACGGAAUAGUCCUACAUGCAGAUCAUAUUUUCUACUGUGCUUUAAUGCUUAUAAAUGUGUAUGUUCAAUUAUUUACUCCCUGUACUGUAAUCUAAGAUACCCUGUAUUGUUUCCUACUUUGUGAAAUAUAUUUUUAUAAAUAUGUGUGAA